AUUAUGUCACGUGUCAGUGGGUGUCAGUGGGUGCCGUGCACGGUGAGUGGGUAGGGCAGGUGGGUGCCGUCUGCUACGUGGGUGUCAAUGGGUGCUGUCUACGGAUGCCCCUAAAACGUGACCGCAGAUUGUCAUUAAACAAGUUCACACACCGUGCAGUCACUGCUUUAUCAGGGUGAUGCUUUUCCAAGAAUGCAUUCAUCUUUUCAAACAUUCCCAACACUUCCCUGAUCUCACUGGAAGAGGUGGCAUACUCCCUUUUUGUUAGUCACAAAACCACAAAAACAGUAAAGCACAAAUAAAUGUAGAGGGAUGCUUAUCCUGUACGAUUAAACAACAACACUGUCGUCGGAAGCGACCGAGAAUUUGCGAGAACUAGCGGGAAUGCUAGGAAGCACCACGUGGUUUUCUCUUUAACUGAGCGGAAGCUCGUCAGUCGAGACAAAUUUUCUGCGAGUGGCUCACUUGUUACCUGAAAUGCUCGUAGAUGGGGCUGCUCUUCAACGAGGUUCCUCUGUAUUGUAUUUUAUUAAAAGAAAAAGGCAUUUUCUGCAAAUUCAGGUGAAUGAUUUAUGAUCUGGCUGCUAGAGUCCUGCUCAUGAUUUAGUUCACCUAUCUGAACACGGUUUAUAGGUACCUAGUAGUAAGGGAACUGUCAUUGGUGAAGGACAGUGCCUUGGUGCCGAGGUGGCAUUGCCCUCGGUUGUAAAUGCGUGUCAUGUACCCCAUCCCUCAGAAUGCCUCUCCUGUGCAAUGGAUCUUGGCCCAGGUGGCAGCCAAGUGUGGUGUCUCCAACCAACGGCAGCUCACCGACAAUCUCUUACAUCUCAUUACCCUAGACUCUAACCAAUCAAGCACCCUUUCUGCUCCUUCCAACCCGACCUUCUCUCCAGUAUCUCAAGGUAUCCCAAUUCCGUUUCAAAUUAACUUGCAAGGAGGACAUUCAAGUGGAACCCCUAUUACUGGACUUGUCUCCUUGCUAAACCAAAGCAACAAUUUUAGUACAAAUAAUAGUCAACUGUAUACAAUCAGUGCAAAUAGAGUUAUUAGUAGUGAGUGUUGCGGGAAGUGUGGUGUAAGUGGUGUUGGUGGUGCUAGCGUUGUUGGAAUUGUGUCAGAUAGCAAGCAGAGUGAUUGUCAAUCCCAGGGACUUCUGGCACCACAGCUCUCUAACUUGGAAACAUCAGUGGAAAAAGUUUUGUGUCUGGUGCCUAACUCAAAGGAGACCGGUCAAAGCGAAGCUUGUCUCUUUGGUGAGGCCCAAGUCAGAAUGGUUUUACCUGCUCUCAGUCAAGAAACUGUGAAGAAUACUCAAGAACCCAAGAAUACCAGCAGCAGCAUCAAUAGUAACAAUAACAAUACCUCCAUCAAAAACCGGAAUAACAAAAAUAAUAACAGUAAAAACAAAGAACUUUCUGCCAAGAGUAUUGAGCCUGUAGACCAGGAAGAGCAUUGCUUUAAUUACAGUGUCAUUGAAUGCUGUAACCCAUCAGACAAAAAGAAAGAGAAGAGUGAGGAUGGCCAGUUGCCUUUGUCUCGGAUACCUGCAUCAAGCGAACCUUUUGAUCCACAAGAGGUGCAGAAGCUGCUACAGGAUGUUCUCUGGAAGAACGAAAAUAAAAGCGAGGGUGGAGUUGAGUCGACUGGUAGUGGAGGCUGCGACACGGGUUACUCUUCUCGCUGCUCCACCCCACCUGGGCCCUCCAGUCUCUCUGAUGCUAUUGACCCAAAACACGGCACCAAACGUCACUUAGAUGUACCGGGCAAGAGAAGCACCAACAACAGCAAUCGAGAGUCCCGAAGUGGAUCUCCUAGUGCCUGCAGCGUCAGCUCUCAGGGAUCCUACCGCAACCCACGACAGAAACGGAGAUACAAUAAUAAUUCCGACGGACACAAUAUUCAUUAUAAUAACAAUCAAUCUUACUCUCACCAUCAGCCCCACCAUCAACAACCCCAUCAGCCACAUCAACCACAUCAGCCCCAUCAACCACAUCAGCCCCAGCAACAUCAGCCUCAUCAUCCACAGCAACAUCAAGCACAUCUCCCACCCCCACAACCACAGCAACAUCAACCACAUCAGCCACAUCAUCAGUCCAGCCAACAGCCCCACCACCAACCACAUCACCAUCCCAAUCACAUAAAUUACCACCACCAUAACCAGCAACUUCAUAAUCAUCCUAACCAACAAGGGGGCUAUGUAGGCAAUAAUGGAGGUAUGGGAAGGGGAAACAACCAGUACUACAGCCACCACUGCCCGGAUUUGGCACAUAGGAACUGCAACUUUCAAGGCCGAAGAUACGAGAAGGGGUACAAUAACUACGGCUUCUUUGGGCACAUUGAGCACCGUUGGAGAGACUUUAACCAACAUGGCGAUGAACGUUUUGGGCGAUAUAAUCAGGGGAGGGCAUACAAUAAAUAUAAUACAAACCAUUAUAAUAACCACUGCUUGCCGUACAACAAUGAUGGCAUUCGGGACCAAAGUAAACGUCUAAGUGGCCCUGCAGGAACAUUCAGUGAAGAGAGAGUGAAUGUGAAUACUAAGUGGAAAUGUGAAGUUGUUGAAACCCCAAGUGAACUGGAGACAGGAACAGAGUGGGAUGGUCUGUCAAAGCAAGUUUGGGAUACUUUCUGUAAACAUCAGCAAACAAAUGAAACAUUUUUCAAGAAGCUCAAACUGCGGGAGAAGAUUUUCAAGGUCAUUAGGAACGUGCUGCCAAGUUGUCGGUUAUAUGUAGUUGGAUCUUCUCUAAGUGGAUUUGGAGCAGACUGCAGUGAUGUUGACAUGUGUCUCAUGGUUACUCCAGGUGACCUUGAUCAGCGGACUGAGGCAACUGCUGUCUUACGUCUUCUCCAAAGAGAACUCAACAACUGUGGUUCAAUUAAGAAAAUGGAGCUAAUACGAGCUAAGGUGCCCAUUCUUAAGUUCAGAGAUUCGGGCUACCAGGUGGAUGUGGACCUCAACUGCAACAAUGCUGUUGGGAUCCGCAACACACAUCUUCUCAACUCCUACUCACAGUUGGACUGGCGAGUGCGUCCCCUGGUCCUUGUGGUGAAACUUUGGGCUCAGCAUCACAAUAUCAAUAAUGCUAAGGAUAUGACCAUCUCCUCCUAUUCCUUAGUGCUUAUGGUCAUACAUUACCUGCAGCAGGGUGUGGAGCCGCCAGUUUUACCAUGCUUGCAGAAGGCCUUCCCAGAAAAGUUUCGUGCCUAUGCACAAAUCACAUCAAUCCCAGUGACAGAAAAGAUGCCAGCUUUCACCUCCAACAACCAUGACAGUCUUGGUCAGCUAUUCCAUGGUUUUCUCAACUACUUUGCCAAUACCUUUACGUUUAUUGAGGAAACGAUCUCGGUGCGGACUGGAGGGACUGUACCUACAGCUCAGUGUCGCAAUGUAAAAUCUCGAAAGAAUGAUACACGGAUGUGGAAAUACCUCUGCAUAGAAGAGCCAUUUGAUCUGACGAACACUGCAAGGUCUGUGUACGACGAAGCUGUGUUUGAACGUGUCAAGAAGGUAUUUGUGGAUUCGUACAAAAUCUUGAACGAGAAGAGAGACCUUGCUUGUAUUCUCACAUGAGGCGUAGUUUGGGUUUGGGGAAAGUAACAGGAACCAGUGUAAAUAUGAUCAUCAUUGUUUUAUGCUUAAUUGUGGCUGAAGCUGAUAAAUGGGUGAGCACUGUGAACCUGCUCAGUUUGGCCCUUCUCACAUAAUCAUUGCAAUGUGGUUGAAACUUUUAUUAGAUGGUUUCAUCUCAUUUUUUGUUGCAUUAUAUCACAUUUCUGAAUAUGGGACCAUGCUUGAAAAGUGUGUUGCUGCUGUUUCAAGCCACUCCAAGUUUUGAGUCUCAAAGUUCUGGGGCAAGUUAGGCUGAUAGUGAUUGUGAAUAGCACCAAGUUGGAAUUGUCAAAGACUGCAUUCUAUAUCUGCCAUCACACCAGGGUAGGUUUAGUUCAAUGAACUAUGGCCAAUUUAUUGGAUUGUACCACUUGUAAAUUUGAAUGUUAUUGUUUAAAGUGGUACUAUUGGCAAGAAGACUUGAGUCCAUAAUUUACUUCUGCCUGCCAGAUGAUUAAAGCUUACAACAUGCAUGGACAUAGUAAACAAAUACAGUAUUGGAAGAAUAAUUAAAGCAGAUAUAUUUACUUCUAAGAACUUGAUAAUAAAAUGAUUGAGUGUGGAUAAUAAGGUUAUGGCAUUUUAAUUUUUAUUUCUUCAUAAUGUAAUCAUAAAAUUAAGAAAACAAAAAAAAAUUAUGCUGACACAUUAGGUUUUUGUAUAUAGCUGGUGACAUUUAGCCAUCUAGUACUGUUGCUAAUCUGGGCUUAAUUUUAGCAAUAAAACUUACCCACAUACCUUAAUUUUGGUUGAAUUUAUACUCGGGUGUUGCUUGAGCUGCCAUAUUAAUAUUUUGAAAAAUGCACAUCCCAUGUGGGAGGACCCGUUCUUCAAAUAACAACGUGUGGAAAACACAUGUAAAUUGUAGGCAGUUUCUGGAGCACAAUUCUUCCGAGUAAUGUUUAGGUACCCUGAGAUGUGAAUGAAUUUUAUCCUUGUAUUUUGACAACUAUAAAGGCUUUGCAUUUUCUAUGAAGUUUGCUUGAAAUUAAUACACACACCUUCAGUGAGCCAAAAUGGUACAUAGGUAAUUGAUAUCAAAAUGAUGUGAACACCAACCACAACACAAAAAAAGUAUGCUUAAUUUUCCUAUUAUUUUAUUUUUAGGACGUAAAUCUUUCAAUAUUUUAAAUUAAUGAUCAUAAAGUUUUACACGUUAGUAUUUAUUAUUAAUAUUAUUAUUAUUAUUAUUAUUAUUAUUAUUGUUAUUAUUAUUAUUAUUAUUAUUAAUAUUUUUGCAUUUUUGGAAUAUCGUGAGCUUAUUCCUUGGCAAGAAGGAAUAAGGUGAUGAUACAAAGUGUGAGUGUUGACUACUGCUGCUCUAGCACAAAUUGUAGAGGUGCCACAAGGCUUCAAUAACUAUGUUUCUGAUGUUUUCAUUCAUAUUAGUCAGGUUCAUUUUCAUCAUUAUUAAUGAUUAUUACAUUUGUGGCCUUCAAUGCAUUGCCUCGAUACUUUCCAGAAUACAAGGUUAACUCUUCAUUUGCUUGACCUAAAUUUCUAAAAUAUUUACAGUAUUUGAUGCAUAAAUUUUUUUUUUUUAAAUUUUAGAAUUUGGUUCUGUUCCAUUUUUUUUUUUUUUGAACUUUGAACAUAUCAGUUGAUUAUAUAAGACUGUGUGAAAGUGAAGAGAGUUAAGAACUUUAUCCGAGGCAUUAAUGCUUGUACUCAGGAAUAUGUUUAUGGUAAACACUGCUGGAAGUCAUUUAAAAGUAGAUCACUAGACAAUGGUAUUCAUAAAUUUUAAGAUAAUAUUUUUCAUGAACAGGAUUAUUCUUUAAAGGAAGUUUUAGUUAGCUUUUCAUUUAGUACCAGUUUUGUAACAUUUUGUCUUGUAAAGAACACAGGUUGACCUUGAUCAAAGAAUUUCAGGCAUUGCCAAUAGUUGUGAUAAUGUUAUCUUCAACUCUCUUCUUUUCCCAUGUUUAAAAUAUAAGUUUGUCUUCAGUUUUGUUGAAAUAAAUUAAAGAUUUUAAUUUUC
Messenger RNA from Procambarus clarkii (red swamp crayfish), 5594 nucleotides. RefSeq lists its product as uncharacterized. Gene Ontology annotation, molecular function: poly(A) RNA polymerase activity. The record is from RefSeq and is a predicted model, not a curated record. NCBI's taxonomy places the organism in Eukaryota, Metazoa, Arthropoda, Malacostraca, Decapoda, Cambaridae.